CUCUGGACAAAGGUUCUUGUUCCACCUGGAGCACUGGCCACUUCUCAACCUUUGAUCAUUACCUGUAUGAUUUCUCCGGGACUUGUAAUUAUGUCUUUGCUACCGUCUGUGAUGAAACCUCUCCAGACUUCAACAUACAGUUCCGUCGUGGUCUGAACAAAACAAUUGAAAGAAUUAUCAUUCAAGCGGGCCCGAACACUAUUACCGUUGACAAAAGUGGCAUAUCAGUCAAGGAUUAUGGUAAAAUCCAAAUGCCGUAUACUAGUAAUGGAAUUCAGAUUGCACCAUUUGGGCAUAAUACCCGUUUAAUAUCCAAGCGGAAGGAAAUGGAACUUGCUGUUUUCUGGAACAACGUUGACUAUCUCAUGGUUUUAAUUGAACAGAAAUAUAGGGGAAGGACAUGUGGACUGUGUGGAAAUUUUGAUGGGCAAGAGUUGAAUGAGUUUCUGAGUGACGGUAUUCUUCUGGACCCAUAUAAAUAUGCAAGUUUACAUAAAAUUGAUGAUCCUGCAGAGAUCUGUCCUUUUGAAGGGAUGACGACUCCUACCAUUCCUCAAAAUAAAGAUGCCGCACUUUGCUUCCAACUGUUACGCCUCGUGUCACCGUCUUGCAAUAUUUCCAAAAAAGAGUUUGUUAUCCGUUGCCAACUGGAUAUGCAAGACUGCAGCAAUCCAGGACACUCCAAUUGUAGUUGUGCUACUCUUUCAGAAUACUCACGGCAGUGUUCCAUGUCUCAUCAAGAGGUGACCAACUGGAGGACCAAAGAUUUCUGCUCUCUGGGAAGAUGUCCAGGUAAUCAACAGUAUAAAGAAUGUGGUUCUCCAUGUCUCAAGACUUGUUCUAAUCCUGAAUACAGUUGUUCCAGCUACUGUACAUAUGGGUGCUUCUGUCCAGAAGGCACAGUUUUGAAUGACAUUUCCCAAAACCAAAUAUGUAUUCCUAUUGAAGAGUGUCCAUGCACAUGGAAGGGGGAGAUAUUUGCUCCUGGUCAUGUCAUUAAAGCAACUUGUAGAACAUGUAAAUGUACAAUGGGCCAAUGGACCUGUACAGAACAACCAUGUCCUGGCACGUGUUCUUUGGAAGGCGGUUCCUUUGUCACCACUUUCGACUCUAAACCAUACAGGUUUCAUGGUGUCUGCACUUAUAUCCUUUUGAAGAGCUCCAUGUUACCACACAAUGGAACUUUAAUGGCUGUUUAUGAAAAGUCUGGCUUUUCCAGUUCAGAGACAUCCUUGGCAGCUAUCAUUUAUAUCUCAGAAAAAGAAAAAAUUAUGAUUUCCAAGAAUGAAGUGUUUGAUGAUGAGAAUGAACUUAAGUGGUUACCUUACACAACAGGGGACAUCACCAUCUUCAGACAAUCAUCAACUCACAUCCAGAUGUACACGCCUUAUGGGCUGGAGAUAUUAAUUCAAACUGGUGCAAUAUUUCAAACUUACAUUAAAGUUGGACGCCAUUUUAGAGGCACAACCCAAGGGCUAUGUGGUAACUACAAUGGAGAAACCACAGAUGAUUUCAUGACCAGUAUGGAUAUUACUGAAGGAACUGCUCCUCUUUUUGUGGAUUCUUGGAGAUCUGGGUACUGUCCAUCUGCUGUUGAAAGAGAUACAGAUCCUUGUUCUAUGAGUCAGCUGAACAAAAUAUGUGCAGAGACCUACUGUUCUGUUUUAAAAAUGAAUACACUAUUUCAGAAAUGUCAUUCUGUGGUGAAUCCUGAUCCAUUUAUCAAGAGAUGUCAAUAUCAAGCAUGUAACUAUGAGGAGACCUUUCCAUAUAUUUGUUCUGCUCUGGGUUCCUAUGCCCGUGAAUGUGCUUUAAAGGGAAUAUUUCUUUGGAACUGGCGCAAUACAGUUGACAACUGCACUGUAUCUUGUACUGGAAAUCAGACAUUCAGCUACAAUGCAGAAGCUUGCGACCGGACAUGCCUGUCCCUCUCCAGCAGAGAAAUUGAAUGUCAUCCCACCGAUGUGCCUAUUGAUGGCUGCAAUUGCCCAAAAGGAACCUACCUGAACCACAAAGAUGAGUGUGUCCAGAAAUCUCAGUGUCCCUGCUACUUGAAAGGCAGAAAGAUCAUUCUGGCAGAGCAAUACACCGUCAUCGAUGGAGCUACGUGCUACUGCAUUAAUGGAAAUCUGACUUGUAUCGGCAAAUCAAUGAAUCUGUUAGAAAACUGCAGCCCCCCAAAAAAGUACAUUUCAUGUUCAGCCUCCAAAGGAAGCAAAGAUGGAGUUGCUUGUGCACCAACAUGUCAAAUGCUGGCCACUGGAACAGGCUGUAUUCCUACCAAAUGUGAAUCUGGAUGUGUUUGUGAAUCUGGACUAUAUGAAAAGCUAGAUGGUACAUGUGUGUCACCUGAGGAGUGUCCGUGCGAAUAUGGUGGCAUUUCAUAUGAAAAAGGAGAAGAAAUUAACACGGAGUGUAAUACAUGUACCUGCACAAGAGGAAAAUGGAAGUGCAUUCAGAAUUCCAUGUGCUCUUCAACAUGUAGUCUCUACGGGGAAGGUCAUGUCACCUCCUUUGAUGGACAGCACUUUGCAUUUGAUGGCAACUGUGAAUACAUAUUAGCUAUGGAUGGCUGUGACAUGGCUAAAUCUCCACAUACUUUUAAAAUAGUGACUGAAAAUGUUGUCUGUGGAAAUACUGGGGUCACGUGUUCCAGAGCAAUCAAGGUCUAUCUUGGGAAUCUGACAAUCGUCAUGGCAGAUAAAACAUAUACUAUUUAUGGUAGCAAUCCUCUGAUACAUUUCUUCAUAGAAGAGAAUACGCUCCACUUGAUUAUUCAGAUCACCAUCCCUGGCAAAUACAAUAUGACCUUGAUCUGGAACAGGCACAUGAAUCUAUUCAUCAAGCUUUUCAGAGAAACAAAGAAUCAUCUUUGUGGCUUAUGCGGUAACUACAAUGGUAAUGUGAAAGAUGAUUUCGAAACACGGAGUAAAUACCUAGCAUCCAACGAAUUUGUGUUUGUGAAUUCCUGGAAAGAUAAUCCUCUCUGUGGAGAUGUGUCCUUUGCAGCUGAUCCCUGUACCAAGAACCCCUAUCGCAAAGCGUGGGCAGAGAAACAAUGCUCUAUUAUCAACAGUCCAGUAUUUGCCCCCUGUCACAAUAAGGUGUAUCGGAUGUCUUACUAUGAAUCUUGUGUCCGGGACUCAUGUGGCUGUGACAAUGGAGGAGAUUGUGAAUGUAUGUGCGAUACCAUUGCCGUCUAUGCAAAAGCUUGCUUAGACGCUGGUGUCUGCAUUGACUGGAGAACCCCUGACUUCUGCCCUGUAUACUGUGACUACUUCAACAGCCAUAAGAAGAUUGGCAUGGAUUAUAGUUAUGUCAAUGAAGUAAAUUGCAGUUGGCAUUAUCGCCCCUGUAAAUGUCAAAAUAUGUUACCAGUAACAGAAGUCAAUGUUGAAGGUAAAAUAAGACUGUUUGCCUUUUUCAGGGUACAAGCUGUAUUAGCCAAGUGUGUAGCAAUGGUAUCCCAUAAAUGAUGGUCCCUGAAAACU
Molecule: messenger RNA, 3491 nt
Organism: Thamnophis sirtalis
Lineage: Eukaryota; Metazoa; Chordata; Lepidosauria; Squamata; Natricidae
Source: RefSeq, a predicted model, not a curated record